Aspergillus melleus is the source of this 2097-nucleotide messenger RNA. RefSeq lists its product as uncharacterized. Bases 1 to 2097 code for a protein of 698 amino acids. The record is from RefSeq and is a predicted model, not a curated record. The transcript has 2 exons. Lineage: Eukaryota; Fungi; Ascomycota; Eurotiomycetes; Eurotiales; Aspergillaceae.
AUGAAGCCCAUCGGCGACGGUCUCUACGAAUGCGUCUAUUUGCGUGGCCAUCCGAGCCUGAGCGCUUCCAAUACAAACGACGGUUCUUAUCACUCUCGCGAUAUCUUCCAGAAGCACCCCAGUCUUCCGAACCGGUGGAGGUAUGUUUCGCGGUUAGACGAUCAAAUCACCCUCGUCAAUGGUGAAAAGAUGCAUCCCCUGUGGAUCGAAGGGACGAUCAGACAGCAUCCCUUGGUGCAGGAAGCCGUUGUGGUCGGGAUCCACAAGGCCGUGCCGGGCCUGUUAAUCUUCCGCUCGAAGCACGCCCAGGAUCUGGACGACAAAGCGAUUGUGGACCAGGUUUGGAGAGCCGUCGAAGAUGCCAACUCCCGCGCGGAACAAUUUUCGCGGAUCUCCCGAGGACUGGUCAAAGUCUUGCCCGCCGGUGUCACGUGCCCAGCCACGGACAAGGGAUCUAUGAUCCGAGCUCAAGUGUAUAGGCAAUUCGCUACAGCGAUCGAAGAGAUGUACCCGUCUUCGGAGGCAGGGACCGGUGCCCUGUUAUUGGGGGUCAAAGAAACCGAAGGGUAUCUUCUCAAGCUUUGCCAAGAAGACCUGGGUCAACAGAUCACGCCAACCAAUAACCUUUACUCCAAAGGGGUGGACAGUCUUCAAGCGAUCAGCCUCCGCCGGAUGAUUCUGAGGGACUUCCGGUUCCCCGGGGAGCGGACGCUCCGUCCGAACAUCGUGUACGAGAUGGGAAGUAUAGCUCGGCUGGCGAAAGAAAUUUGCGCGAUCCAGCAGGGCCGGCUCACGGACGCCCCGGACGGUUCUCAGGCACUCGCAAAUAGUCUGUUCGCACAUAGUCUAGUCCAGAAGUACGGGUCGUUCAAACGUCACCACGCUCCAGGGACCUGUGCCUCUGAUCGCAAAGCUGUGAUCUUGACCGGCGCGACCGGGUCCACCGGUGCGCAUCUGCUCGAGAGGCUGGUGGACGAUACGACCGUCUCCACGGUAUACUGCCUCACGCGACAAUCCCGGCCGAAAGAAGCCAUCUUGCGCAGUCUUGCACACAAGGGCCUGGCCGUUGUCGAGCCCGACGCCUCCAAAAUCGUCGGCCUCGAGAGUAGGCUGGACCGAGCGGAUCUCGGCCUCGAUCCAUGCGUGUUGCACGAGUUGAGGCAAUCCGUCUCCCUGGUCAUCCACACCGCAUGGCCUGUCAACUUCGCUUUGCCACUGGAGAGCUUCGAACCACACAUCCAGGGCCUCCACAACCUGAUCAACUUCUCGCAAUCGGUCGACUCCGCCACUCCGGCCGUUGUCCUGUUCUGCUCCUCGAUCUCAACCGCCCUUGCGUCAUCCGUAUCGGACAUCGAGGAGACACCGCUGGCGAUCGAGUCGGCCCUGUCCAUGGGCUACAGCCAGUCCAAGUGGGUGGGAGAACAGAUCGUCAGUCACUCGCGGAGUAUGGGCGCGCGUGCCUAUUCCCUGCGCAUCGGACAGAUUUCCGGUCACUCCCAGAGGGGUCUGUGGAAUGAUUCGGAGGCGAUUCCGCUGCUGGUCCGGUCCGCCCUGACGCUGAAGGCGUUGCCGGAGAUGGACGCGACGUGCUCCUGGUUCCCUGUGGAUCGGCUGGCUCAGUGCAUCCUCGAGAUUGCCGGGACAUGCCUCGAGAGAGCGGAAACGGCGAUCCGUGACGGCGUCGACAGCUCUACGAAUGGUGACGUCGAAACCGGCACCGGCGAUGGCUCGGUCUAUAACAUAGUGAAUCCCCACGCCUUCACCUGGGCCGCACUGUUGGAACAGCUCAAGCGAGGCGGGUUUCAAUUCGACGCGGUGCCUUUUGCCGAGUGGCUGCAGCUGCUGGAGGCGAGUGAAGCCCGACACGAAGAGAGGAUCAAUCCAGCCGUGAAGCUGAUCUAUCAUUACCGGAAGACAUAUGGCCAGGGGGCCGCCGCCGAGCUCGCCAAGACCUUCACAAUGCAGAAUGCCCGACGCGACAGCGAGACCCUCCGAGAGGGCACCAAAAUGCUGGAAGGCGGUGUCCUCCGCCGCUAUGCCAGGGAUUGGCUGAAUCGCUGGGAGACUAGCUCCGCGCGACCGGCGACCGCCAGCUAA